Messenger RNA from Paramuricea clavata, 1776 nucleotides. NCBI's taxonomy places the organism in Eukaryota, Metazoa, Cnidaria, Anthozoa, Malacalcyonacea, Plexauridae. The record is from the annotation of a GenBank genome assembly.
UGAUUAAUUAAGAGAAGAUGAUAGCAACUAACGAAUAUCAUGCGUUACAACGCAAAAACCGAAAGAAUAAAAGUGAAAUGCAAGCGUCUCAAGAAAUGGUCAAUGCUUUUGACAAGAUAAGUGAGUCUGUAAGGAGAGCUCAUAAUGUUAACCGAUGUCAACAGGAUCAUCUCCACAACAAAGUAUCGACAUUAGAAAACGAACAUCGAAAAUCCAUGGGUUUACUGGCACAUGAACAGAAACGAUUCAUUCGGACGCGAAAGUCUUCAAAUAUCCCACUCAGACCAGAACACAAGAUGUCAAACUUUAGCGUGGCGACUGGAAAGGACGGCAUAAAGACAUCAUUUUGGUUACCCUCACUUGUGAAUGAAUAUCAUCUCCAGGAUGACGAUUAUGGUUCUGUCGAGAGCUUUAAACGACAUGCGUUGAAUAGAAAAGGAUUUGUUGGUUCAAAACAUCGGAAUUCAGUACAAAGGCAAGACAUUACUAAACGUAUUCACUUGCCGUCAAUACAUGAAACGCAAUUAAACAAAGCGGGGCAGUUAAAAGAAAAAGAUGUUAUCGAAUCUAGGCGAGGUCCCGCAGAUAAAUGGACGUCCAGAAAUGCGGAUGUCAGGAGAGAUACUAUAGACAAACAACAGUAUGUCGCGUCGUGGGACAUAAGUGCAAAUGAAAAAACUUCUAAAACGACUGGUAAAAGUUACAACAAUUUAGACAAAACACCAUUAACACUUAAUAAUUCUCAGCUAUGCAUGGAUGAAUCAACCUCUACAAAGCCAAAGACACACGCUUACUGCAAUGACAAAACGAUUGCUGAGAAUCCUGAUGGGGAUUCCAACACGGCUUUCAGCGUAAGAAGCAAGAAUAGUACAAAGAAGGAAUAUCCAAGCCUAUCAAAGAAGAAAUUCCAUUUGGUUCGUAGUAGCACAAACACAACGAGUGAACUUGAAUCAAUUUUAGAUAAGACAACAGAAAUCCGAGUUAAGCAAUUCCUCAAAUUACCCCCAAUAGGAGGAAUACAUGAAAGUCCGUCGCUGGAACAACCACAUAGCGACGCUAAAAAUCUGAAAUCAGAGUCACUCGGCAACAGAAGAUCAAGUCAAGUUAACCUGGAUAUUUCUCUGGAUAUGCGGAGACGAAGACCUAAAAGUUCAUUGUGGAAAAAUCUUGUUCAUUGUAGGUAUUUACGUUUAGGAGAACAACAUGUCCAUGAGCACGGAAUUACGAACAAGAAAUGUGAGUGCAACUGGUGUGCUAUGAUGAGAAAAUCAGAAACGUGAUCAGAAAAUGCUGAUUGGCAAUCGCUCAUUAGUUUUAUGUUCGACCGAGUAGGUGAACGAAUAAAAUCCUUGAAGAAAUGUAUUUCAAGGAAAACGUGUGUUUAUAAUACUUUAAUAAUGCAAAAUAUCUUAAACGGGUGGUUAGUAUUCAGAAAUAAACUGAGUAGUUUUCAAGUCUGACCUACUUGAAAAUAUUCAAAAAUGGUCGAAGUUACGAGCGAAGGACCUUCGUAAGGAGAUAAGGCCGUGGUUUGGGUUUCAACUUCGAAUUGGAGAAAUAAUAACACUUCGACGUUUCCAGCAAAGGUUUCAUCCUUACGAUAAGGGCUACUUUCAAUUCUGUCGGAACAUCGACGUGUUUUUCAGUUAGUUCAGGCAGGGCGUAGUAAAUCAGGGUUCUCCCAGGACGUAGCUUCCUAUUGCCUACGAUUGACACUAUUUAUUAUCUGGAAAAUUCCCUACGGCUACGUGUAUAAAUAUUAAAGCGUAUAAAGUC